Batrachochytrium dendrobatidis JAM81 is the source of this 237-nucleotide messenger RNA. RefSeq lists its product as uncharacterized. The coding region runs from base 1 to 237 and encodes 78 amino acids. The record is from RefSeq and is a predicted model, not a curated record. The transcript has 3 exons. NCBI's taxonomy places the organism in Eukaryota, Fungi, Chytridiomycota, Chytridiomycetes, Rhizophydiales.
AUGUCAAAAAAACAAAUUACAACAGUAGGACAGACAAAACAGUUUCCAGCAUAUCCAACGGCUAUUCAGACACUGCCAACUUCAACAUCCACAAUGUGGAUAGUUACGCUUGGACUGCUUAUCUACAAAGGAUAUGUGUUUCAAUAUGCGACAUCUGCAUUUCCAUUAGAGGUGUUUGCAUUGUUUCCAUGGGCAGGAAUUGAAGCAUCCCGAAUAUUUUUAGGCAAGUUUUUUUAA